CUGGCAACAUUUGCAGUUUGCGUCAAUCAUUAAACUGAGUCGGGCAUAUUGGAAAUUCUCCGUAUCUAUCUACUUUAGGUGAAAAUUAUAUUUCAUUCAUUUCGCAAGUGAAUCUGAGAUUAUUUGAGUUGUGAAAAUGGAGUGGUCAGUGCCCGUGAACAGCAUGCUCAAGGAUGAAGUGAAUAAGCUGAAUUAUACACUGAUCCCAGAAGGCUUCAAGGGUGAUGUGAGGGAGGUCAGGCUGAUGCAGGAAUGUCUGUCGAAGCUGAUCGACGGGCUGGGCGAGCAGUCGGCGGACGCGCAGGGCCUCAACAAGGUCAUCACCACCGCUGAGAAGCUGCGUAACACCGCCACGCAUGUACUGUACUUGCUCAAGGAUGCCAACGCCAAGGACGGGAGCGGCGACGUGAUCGGCAUGCUGAAGGUGGGCCGCAAGCACCUGUUCCUGUUCGACGAGCACGACCAGGUGUGCGAGGUGGAGCCGCUGUGCGUGCUCGACUUCUACGUGAAGCGCGACCGCCAGCGGCACGGCUACGGGCGCCUGCUCUUCGACCACAUGCUCGCGGAUAAUGAGACGUCGCCGUUCGAGAUCGCGAUCGAUGGGCCGUCACCGAAGAUGGAGCAGUUCUUGGCGCGCAACUACGGCGUCGACCGACUGUUGCACCAAAAUAACAAUUUCGCCGUCGCGCCGCAGUUCUUCCAGCACACCAACGAGCUCAGGUCGUCGUUGUGCAGCACGCCGGCGGUGUCUGCUGCCGUCGGCCGCUUCGCCGCCCCCAAGCCCGCCUCCGCCAUCGCCAACGUCAUCCACGGCACCGGCGCCCUGUACCGGCCCAAGAGCAGCGGACGCACUUUACAGCGUACUCGUACGAUAUAUUAUGAUGUUUUGGUUUCGUGUAUGACACAACGAGGCGCAUGUGGUUCGCGAACAGCGUCAGUGUCACCGUGUUGGUGGUGCUUAAAUAACGGGCUACGCGAUGGUGUUUUGUACCCAAGGAGGAGCUCCACAAUCACGUCGCCCGUCGAGGAGGCGCCGCCCUCGACGCUCGCGGCGCAGCCCGAGCCCGAGCCGCCGCGCGCCUCCGAGCCGCAGCCCGAGGCGGCGCCGGCGGCCGACCCUGCCCUCGCGGCCGCGGAACACAAGAGCCCGGAGCGGCCGUCGUCGCUGCACGUGGUGGCGGCGGCGAGCGGAGGCGCGGGCGGCAGCUCGGAGACGGCUGGCGCGGAGCCCUCGCCCGCGGGUUCGGCGGUGUCGCGCCGCGACUCGCAGCUUACCGAUCAGGGCUUCUUUGACGUAAAAUUCUACCACAACAAGCUGUGGUAAAUGUCCGCCCUCCGGUGAAAUCCACCUCAACUGAGCCACGACCUCAAUUUUAUGCAUUUUUCUUAAAUUUUAUCAAUGAUAAUGUCGCUCUGUCGUCUCUUUGGUCUGAUUCGACCUGUAAGUUUUAGUGUAUACAAUGUUUUACCGUACAAUAAAUAUUAUUAUUCGAUCCGAUUAGGUAUAAGUGUUUAGCGGAUAGAAGCGGCCCACUCGAGCGCCGCGCCGCUGGUCUCCGAGAAGUUUGUGUGUGGGGCGGUCGCCGCGCCCUCUGUACAUUCCCACGCGUAUGCAUGUGUUCCCGUGCGCACUCGUGCACGUAGUUUUAAAAGAUUUUAUUUAAUUUCACUUGUAUUUAUGUCCUGGAUGUUUUCUAAGACUAGCCUAGACUAUACACCUCCCAUUCGCCAAAGUAACACUUGAUGCGCUUGCACUUGUGUACCACUCCCAUAGUCUUCCCCGCCACUGGCCAUCUCCCCAUUCUCACAUUACACUUGCGCUAGUGACGACGUGGUGCUCAUGUCCAUCUUGACUGCUCCUUUGUAUACUGCAUCGAGUAUCUCAUUGUUGGCACUUGGCAUGUAGCAGGACCCUUUAGGUAAAUGCAACUAAUUGAAGACACGGUUAUUCUAUUAGAGUAUAGUGUUAUUAUUUACGUGCGCACAUAAGGUGCGCGCCGUGUUCGCUGUGGACUGAGCUCGAGUUCGCGCGGGAACUGUGUUCUAAUUGUGCAACGGUUGUUUUGUUUCCUUCACAUCACAUCUGCUGUAUUAUAUUGACAGACUAUGUUUUUGUAACAUUAUAAUAAUUUUAUAUUAUAAUAAUUACGUACUAGGUACCUACUGUCUGCGAGAAGUGUGCAAUCAGUAUUAGGUAUAAGGUUGAGCGAAGUGCGAACAGUGUAACUGCGCCUGUUCAGUAUAUAGAUAAUGUACAAUAUCUCCUACAAGGGACACCUACAUGGAUCUGUGCCGCACGCGGCAGAUUUCGCUUUGUAUUCUGUCGUAUUUAUAAGCUGUGUCGAGUAUACUCGUGCAAUACAUAGAUACUGGUUGUAUUUCUUUGUUCAAAACAUUGAAGACUGGUCGCCGUCACGUGACCGCGCCCUAAUAUUUUGGCCUCUUGAUAAUAUAUGUAUUGGUUGAUGUAUAAUUAAAGCUAUAUUUAAUCUCAA
Manduca sexta (tobacco hornworm) is the source of this 2495-nucleotide messenger RNA. RefSeq names its product alpha-tubulin N-acetyltransferase. Gene Ontology annotation, molecular function: tubulin N-acetyltransferase activity. The record is from RefSeq and is a predicted model, not a curated record. The coding region runs from base 137 to 1324 and encodes 395 amino acids. Lineage: Eukaryota; Metazoa; Arthropoda; Insecta; Lepidoptera; Sphingidae. Gene Ontology annotation, cellular component: microtubule. Gene Ontology annotation, biological process: alpha-tubulin acetylation. The transcript is spliced from 7 exons.